Acanthocheilonema viteae is the source of this 405-nucleotide messenger RNA. NCBI's taxonomy places the organism in Eukaryota, Metazoa, Nematoda, Chromadorea, Rhabditida, Onchocercidae. The record is from the annotation of a GenBank genome assembly.
AUGCUGCGGAAGGAGAAAGAGCGAGAGGGUUCUGGAACUGAGCGCAGAGUCUCAUUACGAAUUUACGAUCCGAGCAGAGAGACACCAGAAGUAGGACAGAAAUAUUUGAAAGUGUUGUUUGAUGUUAGCUGUUUAUCUGCUGAACGAUUUCUCCUGAAAUUGGUGCCAAAUCUUAAGUUGUGUGAUACGAAUAUUCGUGAUCCGGAAAUUUCUCAGGGCUUAAUAGAUCACAGGGGCCAUAAGCGAGAGAAAAUUCAUCAGCAGUACCAAAUGACUGCAACAGGGCAGUUACCCAUGGAUCUAGUAGGGACAAGUAUAGUAACUGGAGGAAAGGUAGGGCAGCAAAAGACAUUAUCUGGGCCAUUUCCGUUAAAGGGAGCAAAAAAAUUGAAAUCGAGUGGUUAA